Molecule: messenger RNA, 2161 nt
Organism: Paramuricea clavata
Lineage: Eukaryota; Metazoa; Cnidaria; Anthozoa; Malacalcyonacea; Plexauridae
Source: the annotation of a GenBank genome assembly
AUGAUCUUCUCUUGUCUUCCUCGUUUGAAAGAGUACAAGGUAUACGCACCAUCACAGUUGUCAACCAUUCUGUACUUUGGCAGUAAUCACAUUUGUGUGGAGCAUAUGAUUCGCGAAGGAAUUCUAGGUACAACUCUCCUGGCUGAAAGUGUUUGCAUUUCGUGCUAUCCAGGAACAGAAUGCUUAUUACCAGCUGUUGCAUCUUAAUAGUCUUUUACAUAAGCUUUGUUGAAAAAAUGAGAGUCUUUCAGAGAUCUCCGCAACUCUCCAUGAAAACUUGGGAAAUAUUCCCAGUUUAAUGUACUACCAUCAACAAACGCAUCUCCGAUAGCACAGCUUGUCCUUUCAGCCUCAUUCUGGCGUGUAUCGCCCCUAUAUCUGUGGAGUCUGACGUAGUGGUUCAGGAUUCCGGAGGCGACAUAUUUCUGCUACUCCGAAUUGGACAUCAAAAAUCGGUACCAGAUACACCUUCAUGGUCCUCUAUCGGUUAGCUCUGUCCACCUGGGCUUUAUCACUCAUUCAUUCGUUCGUUUGUUCAUUCGUUCGUUCGUUCAUUCAUCUCUAUACUUCGAUCAUUAAAGUCAAUGAUAAUCUCCUGGGCAAUUGACGCUAAUAUAUGUGGAACAGUUAAUGCAUGAUAUUAAACAAUUAUUGAUGAGGCUGUGGACGAUAUCAAGAAUUAUUCACAAGCUUUCGUUGGUAUGGAUGCAACUACCUGAAAAAUGUAAGGAGAAGUUUCUCCUUGUAUUUUCCAGGUAGUUGCAUCCCCACCAAUGAAACUUGUUAUUAUUGGCACUAUACCUGCACUGGCACAGACCAUUCAAGAAUUAUUCAGGCUUAUCUUCGAAACGAAGCUGAGAUGGAUUACUUUUACCGAGUGGUUAUUUAUUUAGCGCAGGAAAUGUGAAAAGAACGCAAGGAAAAUUAAAUCACUUGGUCAAACAAGCUUUUCACAGAACUUGCGUCGAAGAAUAGAUUGUAUACACGCUGACAGUUAAUUUUAUUUUCCGUUUUAGAAUACAACACAGUUGCAGAUAUUAUUCAAGCAGUUAGGAAUAAUGAUGUCAGUUUUCUUUUGUUGGAUCGUUUCAUUGUGAACGCUUACUUAGCGGAAUUUAGCCGCUAUGAUUUCAAAGUUACGAAACUUAUCGACAACGGUUGUAGUUACUUUGUCUUCGUGAUUAGUUCAAUAGAAGAUUUUUCAAAAAAUUUGGCAGAAUGUUUUAAAAGGCAGAAGUUUGUUAUUCAAGACGCUACACAGGUAAGUCAGAUAUUUCUCUUUCAUUAACAGAAAAAUAGCUUAUUAAAUAUUAAUAUAUAUAUACACAACAAUAACUUGUGUUAAGACACAUGCAUACCCUACAUGACUCUAUAGUGAUAUAUUUGUUCGCGUGAAAUGCUUGAUUUUAGUGUCGGGAAAUGCGAUUUGUUCUACAGCCGUGAGGCGUGAUUGUUGAUAAAAAUGCUCCGUGAAAUGAGAAUUAAGGAUGUCUGUUUCGUGAACUGUGAUUUUGCUUUGUUUAUUUCAAUCUACUUUAUAAUAGUCAUAAUAAACAUGAUACGCGAUAAUCAAAUUUAUAUGAUCUCAUUUAUAUGAUCUCUCGAUUGCACAAGAGUAAAUGUCCUCAUUCUGAGGACAAGGUUCCUCACUAUGAGGACAAGGUUCCUCACGCUGAGAACAAGGUUCCUCACGCUGAGGUCAAGGUUUCUCACGCUGAGGACAAGGUUCCUCACGCUGAGGACAAACUUCCUCACGCUGAGGACACGGAUUCCUCACGCUGAGGACAAGGUUCCUCACGCUGAGGACGAGGUUCCUCACGCUGAGGACGAGGUUCCUCACGCUGAGGACGAGGUUCCUCACGCUGAGGACGAGGUUCCUCACGCUGAGGACGAGGUUCCUCACGCUGAGGACGAGGUUCCUCACGCUGACGACGAGGUUCCUCACGCUGACGACGAGGUUCCUCACGCUGAGGACGAGGUUCCUCACGCUGACGACGAGGUUCCUCACGCUGAGGACGAGGUUUCUCACGCUGAGGACGAGGUUCCUCACGCUGAGGACGAGGUUCCUCACGCUGAGGACGAGGUUCCUCACGCUGAGGACCAGGUUCCUCACGCUAAGGACAAGGUUCCUCACGCUGAGGACACGGGUUCCUCACUCUGA